Messenger RNA from Neopelma chrysocephalum (saffron-crested tyrant-manakin), 1801 nucleotides. It is a transcript of the gene CALCOCO2, whose product is annotated as calcium binding and coiled-coil domain 2. The coding region runs from base 6 to 1319 and encodes 437 amino acids. Lineage: Eukaryota; Metazoa; Chordata; Aves; Passeriformes; Pipridae. The record is from RefSeq and is a predicted model, not a curated record. The transcript has 10 exons.
CUCCCAUGGGAGCAGAGCUCAGCCAGAAUUCCACCAUGGAUGAUUCCUCUGAGGACCCUCCCACCUCUGCCGUGCUCCUGGACAGCUGCCACUUCUCCCAGGUGGUUUUCAACAACGUGGAGAAGUUUUAUGUGCCCGGAGGAGACGUGACCUGUCACUACACCCUCACCCAGAACAUCACUGCCCGGGGCAAGGACUGGGUGGGCAUCUUCAGGGUGGGGUGGAAAACAACCCGGGAAUAUUACACCUUCAUGUGGGCCCCCCUGCCUGCUGCUGGCCUCGGGGACACUGCUGUGCAGCAGAAGAUCCAGUUCAAAGCUUACUACCUGCCCAAGGAUGAUGAGUACUACCAGUUCUGCUACGUGGACCAGGAUGGGAUGGUCAGGGGGGCCAGUGUCCCCUUCCAGUUCCGGGCAGAGGCUGAGGAUGAUCUCCUGGUGGUCACCACACAGGGGGAGGUGGAAGAGAUCGAGCUGCAGAACAAAAACCUGCGCCAGGAGAACGAGGAGCUGAAGGCCACUUGUGCAAACCUCCAGCAGCAGAACCUGCAGCUGCAGGAGGAGCUCAAGAAGACACAGGAGCUGCAGAAAAGUCUGGAGUCUUUCAGGAGCAGCACAGAGAAACUGGAGCUGGAGCUGAACUCCCUGAAAAUGGAGAAUAAGCAGCUGAAGGAGCAGAGUGACUGCACAGGGGCAGAGCUGCAGCAUGGAGAUGUCCCCAGUGACAAACUCUGGGAUGGAAACACCCCCACUGAAAGGGGAAGGUUAUUUGUGGGUGAUAAAUUAUGCAGCCUGAGGCAGCAGGUGUGGGACAGCUCCAGCUUGGGGCUGCCACCCUUGGAUUUGCCACUUCCCCCUGAUUUUCCAACCCCUUCCCUUUCACAGCAGCAGGACCUGCUGAAAGAGCUGGAGGAGCAGAAGCAUUUGUUCCAGGUCCUGCAGGCAGAGAAGGAUGAAGCUGAUGAGGAAAGUCAGAAGCUGCGGGCUGAGAACAGAGCUCUGCUCAGGCACCUCUCCCAGGCCACCGAGUUCUCUCCCCUCUCCAACCUUCCCCAGGCUCCAGAUCCAACUCCAGCUCCUGGGGCAGGAGGCCUCGUGUUUGGAAAUCCAUACAGUGCUGCAGGAGGAAACCUGGGGGCAGGAGUUGAAGCCUCUCUCAGGGUGUGCCCCCUGUGUGGGGAGGUGUUCCCUGGGGAUGUGGAUCCCAGCCAGUACGAGGCCCACGUGCGGAGUCACCUCCUGGACUGUCCCAUGUGCCCCGAGAGCUUCGAGAACCAGCAGGUGUUUGAGGACCAUCUGCUCUGCCACAGGCUGGAAUAAAGCUGGAAUAAAUCUGGAAUAAAUCCUGCCUCUCUGUAGAAUAGGUGAGAACAGCCCAAAAUCCCUGUGCAGGCUCCACUCCUGCUGAACCCCCCCCAGGACUGACUGAGCUUCCAGCACAUGAAUCAGGUCAAACACCCACCUCCUGCAGCUGAAUCACCCUCAUCAAACUCAAAUCUUACCUUGGACAAAGUCUGUCUGCUUGUUAAACAACCUACAACUCCUGCAAUUAGUGAUUUAGUUGACUGAGUAACGGGGAUCCAGGUGAUGGGAUGUAGAGCAGCAGCUUUCUGUGCUUGGCUGAUGCACCUCCCAUGUGAUUAUUCUUUAUUUUAGCCCUCUGGUGGGUAACCAAAGACCAGAAGCAUUUUAUAGAACCCCUCAGGAUCACACUUCCCAGCUUCUGGAAUGCAGAAUUAACAAGGGAAAACCCAAAUAAAAAUACAUCUUCUUUCACCCUGCAAAGCAGGUGACAGAUAUUU